Molecule: messenger RNA, 3847 nt
Organism: Mandrillus leucophaeus (drill)
Lineage: Eukaryota; Metazoa; Chordata; Mammalia; Primates; Cercopithecidae
Gene: ZNF134
Product: zinc finger protein 134
Exons: 3
Coding region: 645-1928 (427 amino acids)
Biological process (GO): negative regulation of transcription by RNA polymerase II
Molecular function (GO): DNA-binding transcription repressor activity, RNA polymerase II-specific
Source: RefSeq, a predicted model, not a curated record
CCAUUUGGUGGUGUGACUUUGGGGAACAUAUGUAAGACUAUAUCCCAAUAUUUCGGGGAUCCCUGCAGACUUCACUACACAAGACCUGGUUGAGGGUCCUUUAAGAGGAGCGAAGCCACGCUCUGCCCUCCGAGUCUCAAGGCAUAAUUUCUCAGCGCCCCUCGCAGUACCAUUUGGUCUCUGCCCAGCGUGCAGGGGAGUCGCCACGGCCACGUGCCCAUGAGAACUACAUUGCCCAGAAACCUCUGCGCCGCGCGUCAGCGGCACUCAGGGGCGUUUCCCUGCGGACGGAAGCUCUCUGGGCGUGACUUCCGGCAUCUUCCUCGCGGCGGACAUCUUUUCGGCGCUUAGGUGGAACCAUCGGAGCAAAAGCUCGGGGUUGCUGGGCCGUUCCGCGGUGACGGAAGCGGGAGGGUGCGGGAGGAGUCGUUGUUCGCCCUGCAGAGUGGCUCGCCAGCGAAGACCCCGCCUUCACCCCCCGGGGACGAACGACCGCGGUGCCAGGGUCCCGCGACCUGGGACACCCCUCGCGGCUCUGUGAGGUCUAUGAACUAUGAUGGCGGCGGCCGCGGUGCUGAGCCCGGCGCAGAUCCUUUGUGGUUGCUGAAUUGUAACGAGAGAGAACCCUGGGUGCCUGAGAGGGCAUGACUCUAGUCACAGCAGGAGGGGCUUGGACAGGCCCUGGUUGUUGGCAUGGAGUGAAGGAUGAAGAGUCAUCUUCUGAACAGAGCAUUUCUAUAGCAGUGUCACAUGUUAAUACUUCCAAGGCAGGUUUGCCCACACAGACAGCUUACCCUUGUGACAUAUGUGGCCCCAUCUUGAAAGAUAUUUUGCACCUGGAUGAACACCAGGGUACACACCAUGGACUGAAACUUCACACAUGUGGGGCAUGUGGGAGACAAUUCUGGUUCAGGGCAAACCUUCAUCAACACCAGAAGUGUUACAGUAUAGAGAAACCCUUAAGAAGGGAUGAAGGUGAGGCCUCAAUUGUGAAGAACUGCACAGUUAGCAAAGAACCUCACCCAUCAGAGAAACCCUUUACGUGUAAGGAGGAGCAGAAAAACUUCCAGGCUACUUUGGGUGGCUGCCAACAAAAGGCCAUCCGCAGUAAGAGGAAGACACACAGGAGCACUGAGAGUGGGGAUGCAUUUCACGGAGAACAAAUGCAUUACAAGUGCAGUGAAUGUGGGAAAGCUUUCAGCCGCAAAGACACACUUGUCCAGCACCAGAGAAUUCAUAGUGGAGAGAAACCUUACGAGUGCAGUGAAUGUGGGAAAGCCUUCAGCCGCAAAGCUACACUUGUCCAGCAUCAGAGAAUUCAUACUGGAGAAAGGCCUUAUGAAUGCAGCGAAUGUGGAAAAACCUUCAGUCGAAAAGACAACCUUACUCAGCACAAGAGAAUCCACACUGGAGAAAUGCCGUAUAAGUGCAAUGAAUGUGGGAAAUAUUUUAGCCAUCACUCCAAUCUAAUUGUACACCAGAGAGUUCACAAUGGAGCAAGGCCUUAUAAGUGCAGUGAUUGUGGGAAAGUAUUCAGACACAAAUCUACACUUGUUCAGCAUGAGAGUAUUCACACUGGAGAAAAUCCUUACGAUUGCAGUGAUUGUGGGAAAUCCUUUGGCCACAAAUACACCCUCAUUAAACAUCAGAGAAUUCACACUGAGUCAAAGCCUUUUGAGUGCAUUGAAUGCGGGAAAUUCUUUAGUCGAAGUUCUGAUUUUAUUGCACACCAGAGGGUUCACACUGGUGAAAGGCCUUUUGUGUGCAGUAAAUGUGGGAAAGACUUUAUCAGAACCUCCCACCUUGUUCGACACCAAAGAGUUCACACUGGAGAAAGGCCAUAUGAGUGCAGUGAAUGUGGGAAGGCCUACAGCUUAAGCUCCCACCUCAAUCGGCACCAGAAAGUUCACACUGCAGGCAGGCUUUAGGAGUGCUUUGAAUACAACAGGACUCAUGAGUCAGAUGUUGAAUUUCAUAUAUCUGAACAUUGACACAAAGGAGAUUCCUUAUGGUGCCAGGUAUGUAGGAAGCUUCGAGGGAUAUGUUGCACUUUCUGACCUGCUCAGGUUUUUUGCCAGAGUUUUGUCACUGUCAAUGCCUGUGGCCGAAACCAUCUUAACUCUACCAGCUUAGAUACCCCAGCAUUGGGGAACGCAGGGUUUUGUAUUCUCCAGUCCCUGGAGAAAAUCAUGAGAUGCCUGAGUUCAUUGGGGGUCCUCAUUCCGUUCUGUAUGACAGGUAUAGGUAUGGACAUGAUCCAUCUUUAGCCACGAGGGUCUGAGCUGUAUCUGCUGGUGGCUUAUACAGAAGGUUUACUUUCUUCAUGGAUAUUCUUGGUCUCACAUACUUGUAUUGAGUUUUUCCAGCCUCCAAGUCACCUGGCCUGGGAAAGUACUUGCCUCAUGUUGCUCUGGUUUGUGAUAAUAAAGGCUUUACAGUUUAAGCCACUUUUAAUCUUGGGGGUUCUUACUGUCUGGAGUGGAUUGAAAACAGACUCUGCCAAACUGAAGACAGCCUUUGUGGGGCACCUCCAACUUUGCCUCAAAUGGGACAGUGGGUUGAGGGAGAACAGUUCUUAGUUCAGUUUUGAUGUUAACUUCCAUAGCUGACAAAGCUUGUUAAGUAAGAAUUCAGAUCUUGUGUAGACCUGAUUUGUCUGGAUUAUUUGAGAGCCCAUAUUUCACCUUGAGGAGGGUGCCGCUGCUGUGACAGCCUGCAGUGUUCUGAAACAGCAUGGAUUGAGUGUCUUGUUUCCAGCAUAUGUCCCUUGUUCCCCAACACUGUUGAGGGAAAGCUGUUCCUCAGGACCUGCCGGGUGGCCAUAUUCCCUGAAGGCCUGAAUCUGGUACACAGGCCACUGUUGGUAAGAUCUAAAACAUCCAGUAGGGAAACAAAAUUGAUAAAUAUUGGGUGUGGAUAAUUGGGAUUGGGGAGAUUGUGGCGAACUAGAGGGGAAGUACACAUUGUAAAAACACAUCCACAGAAAGUCCAGGCACUGAGGCUGGAUGGGAUCAGGUAUCCAGAAAUCUCAGGAUCUCCAGGGCCGUGUUACUGUUAGGUCAAGAUCACUGGUGCAGCAACGAAUGUAGUUUUCCUAGAUUCCUCUGCCUCCCUGGGCUCUUUACCUAAUGUCUUUGCUGCACAGGCAGUAACCCUGGGAGUAAAGAGGUGUGGUGGUCCAAAGAAGUAGCUUUUGUGACCAGCUGGGGUUUCUGGUGACUCUGUUGGCAAUGGUCCUCAUUGUUUGCCAGUUUUUCUUACUACUGAGGAAGAGAUUGUCUUCCCAAGGUAUUUGGAGUGAUAAGAGUCACCGUAGUGAUGUAGAGUCACUCUUGAUGUCCAGUUGUCCAAUUUCCAAUAGAAGUGGAACACCCAGAUUUUUUAAAGGGAUAACUUUUUAUAGGUUCACUGAGGUGUAAUCAACAUGCAAUAUAUUGCACAUAUUUAAAGUGUACCAGUAAGUCUUGAUACACACACACACACUUGAAACUAUCACCCUAUCAGUGGUGUCAGACAGAUCUGUCACCCCAAAGUUAACCUCAGGCCCUUCCCCCAAAGUGUGGGGGAGUGCUCUCCUUCCCCCAAAAUCCCUAGGCAACCAUUGAGUAGUUUUCACUAUAGGUAAAUUUGUCUUUUCUAGAAUUUUAUGUAAGUCUGUCUAUAAAGUGUUAAUUUUGUUUGUUGUCUUCAUGCAACAGAAUUUGAAAUUUGUCCAUGGUAUGUAUGAAUAGCCCAUUUUAAAAUUACUGAGUCAUAUUCUGUAUGGAUAUACCACAGUUUAUCCAUUUAUCUUGAUUGGUGUCUGCACUCCACACCCCAUUUUUAAAUACUAAAAAGCUGCUGCAAA